Molecule: messenger RNA, 2910 nt
Organism: Austrofundulus limnaeus
Lineage: Eukaryota; Metazoa; Chordata; Actinopteri; Cyprinodontiformes; Rivulidae
Gene: ramp2
Product: receptor (G protein-coupled) activity modifying protein 2
Exons: 4
Coding region: 1171-1674 (167 amino acids)
Biological process (GO): G protein-coupled receptor signaling pathway; receptor internalization; intracellular protein transport
Cellular component (GO): cell surface; signaling receptor complex; membrane
Molecular function (GO): coreceptor activity
Source: RefSeq, a predicted model, not a curated record
CUGGGGGGGUGGGGGGUCUCGACCAGAGAGGGGUCAGAUAUGAGGCCUGUAAAGGUUUGGGGUUAAAGGUUAAAUGAAACCUCAUUACGAACAGCCCCCCCACCUGGCUCCACUUCCUGACUUUGUUCGUCAUUCGCCCCACGCAACGUCAGCGAUUAAUGCACGAACUCCGAGUUGUGAAACAACUGGAGCUCAGAAGCAGCGCCCCUUUCACUGUUCCUCAUCCUGUGCCUUCGCUUUUUUUUCUUUCCCUGACUGUCCCCCAACCCCUUUCCUCUGCCAACACCCCCCAACUCCGAGCUCCUCCUCUGCUGAAAAGACACAUUUCCUGAUGUCAUUACUAAAUCAAAACGCUGCUCAGCAAACAGAUGUUGUAUGUAUGAGGUUCAACACUCAGUUUCUGUAGCAUAAAUUUUGAGAAAACUCAAACCAGAGAUUUUAGUUUGUUUUGAAUCGCUGAAACAGCCUCUCUUGAGCUGCGUUUUUCAAAGCUCUGAGAACCUACCCAACAGACUGACCACAAUUAUAACAUAAAAACAAAGAUUCUUCAUAGUUUACCCAAAAAUAUUAUGAUUUAUACAAACGUAUUAACAUACAAAGAAGCUGCUCACUUAGAACUUGUUUCAAGUUUUAUCAAAUUAACCCAAAUAUGAAAUUGUGGCUGUGUAGCACACCCUGCCGAGUCAUGAUUACAUCCACCCCAAAACGCAAAGCCCUAAAUGUUUACUUAUGUUUCCUAUUUGGCAGAGGCAGCCCAAAAGGCAAAUAAAUCACAUGCUGUGAGCUGGCCAGGCCUUCGACUGUGAGAAACUGAGACUAAAAAGCAGAACAAGAGUUAAAGAGUAAAGGGUUUUCAGAUGUGAGUCCAGCCCCAGCAUGGGUGUGCUCCUUUUAUUUGAGAGAAUAGAGAGGACUAUCUUUGUUGACUCCACCUCUUUAAAAAAGGAAGGAAAAAGGCGAGAAAACGUGAGUUGGAGAGGGGAAGAGCUGCUGCCAAGGCGCAGGGCCGUCAGACUGAUCUUUGAAGAACAUCUGGUAACCGCUGGUGACAUCGCUUGGACAUCUGUUAACCGAAGAUAACCCUGCCGGGUUUCCUGUUAUGCCUCACUGUACACAGUCUGAGAGCUUCAUCACUUGGGCGAAACGCACUUUUAGUCAUUUUUCUCUGACAUGAAGGGAGCUGUUGGUUUUAUUGGGGUAUUCCUCUCCUUCCUCUCUGACGUCCUUGGAGAUAUUACCCGGACAGCUGCAUGCUUGGAUGAUUCUCCUCGUUGUACAUUGGUCUGCAAGAUUUGUGACAGUUACUUUGAAGACCAAAUGACUUGUCUCUCCUUCCUGUUUGAACACAACUGUCUGCCUCAAUUUAACAAAGGAAUGGAAUCACUGAACAACACAGACUGGUGUGUCUGGGAUAAAGUGAACAGUUUGUACAGCAGCCUGAGCCAGUGCACAGAGGAUAUUUCUGACUGUCUCCUGAUCCCCUGGCCCAACUCACUGGUAGAGGACAUCUUUGUGAGCAUCCACUCGAGGUUUUUUCAGGAAUGCUCCAUGGAAGAGUUCAGCGACCCGUCGCCGCAGAUCGUCUUCGCCCUGGUGAUCACUCCCAUCUGCCUGAUACCGGUGAUGGUGAGCCUGGUGGUGCUGAAAACCAAAAACGGGGAUGGUACCCCUUGAAUAAAACCACUGGCUCGAGGGCGGCCAUUCUAGGACUGCCGCCGUCGUCUGUCAGACAACCUUCCAAGGAGUCUGAGUGUUUCUGGCAAGCUUACAUCUUGCCUCACAACUCGAAAGGAUUUUGACAUUUAGACCAGUCACAAUUGAGCCAUAAGAAACAGUACCAGUUUAGAAUUAUGCUAUUUACAGAUCGACCCAUUGUCUUUUUACCGUGCAAUAGAACAUUUUAUUUACUGUAUCUAGAAAAGACUUUGACAAAGAUUUUGUUUUAAUCGCCUUAUGACUGAAUCAGUUUGCACCUGGUAUUUUUUUUUAAAACAGAGCCUUAUUUGUACUGAAAAAAAUGUAUUCAGGGUUAUUUGGGCUGAUGGAGGCUCUGCAGCUUGCAAACGUUUAGUGAAAGUGACUUUUAGACAAUACUCCUUAUACGUUCUUGCGGUGUUUUUAAAGUUACUCAUUGCAAAGUAUAAAAUCAAACCUAAAAGGGUUAUUCUGAAAUAUAAGGCUGCAGUUUGUUUCUGUAAACCAACACAAUAGUUGGCAUCUGGUUCAAAAUCUUACUAAUUUUACAUUUAAAAAACACUGAUCAUCAAUAAUAGGACAUUAUUGUGCACAUUUGUUUCGUGACUUUGCAAUGAGUAAUUUGAACUUUUUAAAUAAACCUACUUCUUCCUGAUCUGAUCCAUCUCAGUUUUGAUGUUUAAAUUUAAACAUGGAAAUGAGUCGAGCCAAAAAAAUGUGCUGAUGGAGUUGCGUGAGUGUGUGUGGGUGGUUGUGGGUCAAAGGUUACGGCACAAGGGGCACAAUGAAUGGGUGUGACAGGAGAGGUACAUCCUGGUAUUGUUCUGUUUUUACAUUUUAACGGUGACUUUCAAUUCUUUCUCUGUCUAAAUAAAAGCUGCUGAUUGAUGGUGAAUUGAUGGCGAGGUGUUCUCCAUCCUGACAAAAGACAUUUAUUUGUCUUGGUAAAGUGGUGAUUAAUGACAAGAAGAUGUGCUCCUUUGCUUGUAACACGAUAGCUCGGUUAUGUGAUGUGAAGUUUUGCAUGACGAUAAAGCCACAGCAAAGCGCUUGGAAGAGAUAUGUAUAUUUAUAUAAUUUGUUGUAUAGCUCUGUUAUUUUCAAGAACUAAUGGACUUUACUGUGUGAAGGGAUAAAUCCUGUCUGUUCUCACACCAUGCUUUGCGCACAUGUUGAUCUAUUUUUGAAACUAUUAAACCUACAUUGUAGACUUUA